ACCCAAAGCCUCAGUCCAAACACAGCAGUGAAAAAACAACAAACCGAAUCUCCUCUAGGGUUUUGUUUCACCGCAAACAUCUACCCCUAAAAUCUAGGGUUUUUUCUUCUUCUUUUUCAAAUCGAUUAUUCGAAAUCGGAUUCGACAAUGUACCUUCAUUUUCGACUCGUUUACAGAUAGUUUAUGUUGUUAUCCAUGGUUUAAUCCGAGCUAGAAAUUUUUAUUUCCUGAAUCGAUUUAUCUGGAACGAAGAAUUUUUUUUUUCUCGCUGGAUUUUUUCGAGCAUAGUCAGAGAAAGUAGAGAGAGAAAGCUUUGACUGAGUAUCCAUGGCGAAAACGAGACCUGGUAAACGAGAUGUAGAUUCUUACACCAUUAGAGGCACCAACAAAGUUGUUAAAGCUGGGGACUGUGUCUUGAUGAAACCAUCGGAGAGCAAUUCAGCUCCUUACGUGGCACGUGUGGAGAAAAUUGAGUCGGACAAUCGAAGCGGUUUGACUGUUAGGGUGAGGUGGUAUUACAGGCCAGAGGAAGCUGUGGGCGGGCGGAGACAGUUUCACGGAGCGAAAGAGUUGUUCUUGUCCGACCACUUCGACACUCAGAGUGCUCACACGAUCGAGGGGAAGUGUGUUGUUCACACUUUCAAGAAUUAUACUAAGCUGGACAAUGUUGGUGCGGAGGAUUAUUACUGUCGUUUCGAGUACAAACCUGCCUCUGGAGCUUUCCUGCCCGAUCGAGUGGCUGUAUAUUGCAAAUGUGAGAUGCCCUAUAAUCCAGACGACCUGAUGAUACAAUGUGACGAGUGCAAAGACUGGUACCAUCCUGCUUGUGUAGAUUUGACAAUAGAACAGGCAAAACAGUUAGCUCACUUUGUUUGCUCCGAACAUGGAUCUGACGAGGAUGUAAAGAAGCCUCAUAAAACCCCUCUCACUAAUGUUAAGGUAGAGCCGAAGAGGCAGAAGAAGUAACCGGUUUCCAUUUCGAAGGCUCUGAUGCAGAAAUGUAAUAUUAAUCCUUUAUGUGUAUCAGUAUGUAUUCAAUGCCGCUGAUAUUUAUCGAGUAAUGUACAGAGCAGAAAACUGAUUCCCUCUGCUUAGACUAGUGGCCUUUUUGUAAGUAUAGUCAUUAGUUUGUGUGUAUGAAACUAUGUUGUACGCAGUUCUUGCUUGGUAAAGAGAUUAAUCAUGUUAACUUAAUUACUCACAUGUUAACUAUGUGUAUGAAACUAUGUUGUAUUCGUCCCUCUGUGUUGGUAGUAGUUCAUAUUUAAUUUUAGGUUGAGAA
Messenger RNA from Erythranthe guttata (spotted monkey flower), 1282 nucleotides. Its product is annotated as chromatin remodeling protein EBS. The record is from RefSeq and is a predicted model, not a curated record. Gene Ontology annotation, molecular function: chromatin binding. NCBI's taxonomy places the organism in Eukaryota, Viridiplantae, Streptophyta, Magnoliopsida, Lamiales, Phrymaceae.